This is a messenger RNA of Puccinia triticina, 1278 nucleotides long. RefSeq lists its product as uncharacterized. The record is from RefSeq and is a predicted model, not a curated record. The transcript is spliced from 4 exons. Lineage: Eukaryota; Fungi; Basidiomycota; Pucciniomycetes; Pucciniales; Pucciniaceae. The coding region runs from base 1 to 1278 and encodes 425 amino acids. Gene Ontology annotation, molecular function: protein binding.
AUGGAUGAAAGCGACCCAUCAAAUCCAGGAAUGGCCGCAGUGGAGCUGGCCGAAGAUGACGACCAGCAUCCUGAAGAGGAAAUAGAAAUAAACGAAGAAGAUAUCGCGGAAUGCAUUGAUUGCCAGGUCGUUGAAGGAGAAGUUCCGAUGGAAGACGAAGACACUGAUGAAGAGAUGGCGGAAGUCAACGAACAAUCCGAGCCACCUUUCGAUAGUUCGAUUACACGCUUUACCAAGCACCAGGAACCGGUCUUCUGUCUGGCCACUCAUCCGCGCAAUCCUCAGAUCUGCGCCAGCGGCGGGGCGGACGAUCUAGGUUACAUUUGGAAUACAUCGACUGGUGAAGAAAUUCUUAAACUCGAAGGUCAUCAAGAUUCCCUCUCGUCCAUCGAAUUCAGUAACGAUGGGGAAUAUCUGGCAACUGGCGGCGUGGACGCCACCAUCAAAAUCUGGAAAAAUCUGGAUGCUCAGGGAUUCUCGAAAUGGGAAUUUCUUCUUGACCUCGAAGCUUCCGAAGAAGUCACAUGGCUUACAUGGCACCCUAAACAGACAGACUUACUGGCUGGAUUUUCCGAUGGAAUGAUCUACAUGUUUUCAGUCCCUUCGGGCUCGAUGCGAGUUUUUGCAGGUCACAAUUCAAUGACUACUUGUGGCAGGUUUACCCCGGAUGGUCAGAAAAUUUUGAGUGCUACCGAUUCAGGGAUGCUUUUCAUUUGGGACCCCAUGACUGGUAAAACGCAGCAUAAGAUCAACCUAAACGAAGGAAAAUUUGCUUUCAGGCCCCAGCCAGAUCAAUCUGGCGUCAAUUCCCUCGUCAUCAACCAAGCCAGCACUAUGUGUGUCCUGGGUGGUAUUGCCAACGGCGGAGUGCGCCUGGUCAACUUGAAGAUGGGAACCACGGUAGCCGCUCUAGAUGAACACGAAAGCCAUGCGACGGUAGAAGUAGAAAUUUUUGAGCCCACAGGUCUAGGUGUACCGUUGCUGAUCAGUGCAGGAACAGAUGGUACAGCUUUCAUCCACGAUGCUGCCUCGUUCAAGUUACGAAAUUCCGUUCGCCACCAGGAUGCCAUUACCACUUUAGUGAUCCAUCGAGCAACUGGCCAAAUGACGACUGGAUCCCUGGAUAAGACACUGUCUACAUGGAACCUAAAAACAGCUGAACAGUUGAAGGUUCACUCGGGACACCAAGACGUCGUUCACAUGGCAAAGUUGACGAGUGAUCAUAAAAAACUGAUCUCUUGUAGUGAUGAUGGAAAUGCAUUAGUCUUCGAAAUUUGA